Messenger RNA from Pelobates fuscus (common spadefoot toad), 3669 nucleotides. It is a transcript of the gene GATAD2B, whose product is annotated as GATA zinc finger domain containing 2B. Gene Ontology annotation, cellular component: NuRD complex. Gene Ontology annotation, molecular function: zinc ion binding; sequence-specific DNA binding. The transcript has 11 exons. The coding region runs from base 485 to 2308 and encodes 607 amino acids. Lineage: Eukaryota; Metazoa; Chordata; Amphibia; Anura; Pelobatidae. The record is from RefSeq and is a predicted model, not a curated record. Gene Ontology annotation, biological process: negative regulation of transcription by RNA polymerase II.
GGACGCUCCAAUUACCUAAAAUGCUAUAAUGUAACUGACGAAACAUCGGCAGACAAUGAAGCCAAGUGCGUGGAUUUCCAUGCCAUCCCCACCCUCAAAGAGACAGAGUUUAGCUAGCUGGGAAACAUAAAUUUUUAAACUACUUGUAAAUUUCACAAAAACCCUUGUUGAGAAGGUAGUUGAAGGAAGUAUCUCUUGCACAUAAAAGAUUGUACAGAAACAUAAGGACAGCUAGUUUCUAAUUCAGAAAAUUGAUGAUUGCGGAUUCUAUUCACUUGCUAGAAGUGCUCUUCAUUCACGAAAAGCAUCCAACAGGUCAGCAUGUUUGAGUGUACAUACUGCUGUAGUAACCUUCCAAUCUUUAUGGGUGUUUAGAGCACGUUUUAUGCUGUAUGUAAGUCCCUGCUGCGAGGCAGAGUUUUAAAGGAUUCCACAUUGGGUUUUAAAUAAAUCUUUGGGAAGUCCAGGAUUGGCUCAGAGGUCUAUGUCUAUGGCUUCUUCCUGCUUUCUCCAAAAUCUGGACCAGAUACUGGUCUUUCAAAGGAUGGACAGAGUAACAGAAGACACCUUGCGCCUCAACCUCCUGAAGAGGGGUUUGGAGCAGCCCGAUGACCGAGAAGAUGUUCUGGCCAAGCAAUUAAAAAUGGAAGGCCACGAAGCCAUGGAAAGGCUGAAGAUGCUAGCUUUGUUGAAGAGGAAGGACUUUCCUGGUCUUGAGCUUUCACAUGAACAUCCGUCCAAACAGGAUGGACUUAAAAUGUAUGAAGAGAAGAUGAAUGGAAGCUUGCGGACUCAUGGAGACAGUCGAGCUGUAGGUAGACAUGGAAAGGAGAACAUCAAUGAAGAGCCAGUUGACAUGAGCUCCAGGCGGAGUGAUCAAGACCGAGGAGGACUAACACCUUCCCCAGACAUUAUUGUUCUCUCUGACAAUGAGGCAUCUAGCCCUAGAUCUGUCUCCCGUUUAGAAGAUCGAAUCAAGGUGGCAAACAUGGAGAUGUUCAAGGGAAAGAAUUUGGAAGAACGGCAGCAGUUUAUUAAGCAGCUGAGAGAUGAGCUGAGACUGGAGGAAGCCAGGCUAGUCCUGCUGAAAAAACUACGCCAGAGCCAGCUGCAGAAAGAAAACGUUCUUCAGAAGAAUCCAGUGGUACAGAAUGCAGCUACCAUUGUACAGCCAUCUCCAGCCCACGUGGGACAGCCUGGCUUGUCAAAGGUCCCAUCCCGACCAGGAGCACAGGGCUUGGAAGCUCAGAAUUUAAGGAAUAUGCAGAGUCAUAGUGUAAUCAGGACAUCAUCCAGUGCUCCGCUACCACACAUGUUGAUGUCCCAGCGAGUUAUUGCCCCCAACCCUACCCAGCUUCAAGGCCAGUGUGUGCCGCCUAAAACUAGUCUUAUCCGCAACAACAACCCAAGCAUGAACCAAGCCAUCAACUACCCCCAGUCUAGCUCUUCAGGCCCCUGCCAGCGCACUUCCUCCUCUGCCAUGUACAUGAAUCUCGGAUCCCACAUGCAGUCAGGACCUGUAAACCGCGUGUCUUCCCCACUACCCAGUCCAGGCGCAAUGACUGAUCCAGCCAGCUCGCAGGCGGCUGCCAAGCUGGCCCUUCGUAAGCAGCUGGAGAAAACACUGCUGGAAAUUCCUCCUCCUAAGCCACCAGCACCUCUCCUCCACUUCCUGCCCAGUGCUGCCAACAGCGAAUUCAUCUACAUGGUUGGCCUGGAAGAGGUCGUCCAGAGUGUCAUAGAUAGCCAAGGGAAAGGCUGCUCCUCUCUUCUGCACAUGGACCCGUUUACCUGCGCUCAGUGCCGUACAGAUUUCACUCCACACUGGAAACAGGAGAAGAGCGGCAAGAUACUUUGUGAGCAGUGCAUGACGUCCAAUCAGAAGAAAGCACUGAAGGCCGAGCACACUAACCGGCUUAAAAAUGCCUUUGUGAAAGCCUUGCAGCAGGAGCAGGAGAUAGAGCAAAGAUUACAACAUCAGGCGUCCAUAUCUCCUGGCACUCCUCCAGCCAUCUCCAACAAGCAGGACACCAUGAUCAGACAUCACACCCUGAGACAGGCUACCCAACCACAGAACACAAUGCAGAGAGGUAUCCCAACUGCCCGCUCCAUGUUGUCUAACUUUGCUCAGGCACCGCAGCUUCCUGUCGCUGGGAGCUUGCUUGGCAUGCCAGGCGUGAAUAUUGCGUAUCUCAACGCUGGAAUGGGUGGCCACAAAGCCACCAGCCUAGCAGAUCGACAACGAGAGUACCUACUAGACAUGAUUCCCCCGCGCUCCAUAUCGCAGUCCAUCAGUGGACACAAAUAGCCCACAUGCAGUGGGCUCCCCCUUCUCCCUUGGAUUAACAGGCGCUAAUCCCAUACCAACAUCACACAUCAUGUGGACAUUUCAGACACUAGGCGCCAUUUCAUCUGGCCCUUUCCCCAGAGAAGCUUAUUAAAAGAACAGUGUUGUGCUUUUUACCCUGUCUUCGGACUGGCUUUGUUGAUAUAUGUAUAUUAUUAUUUUUUUAUUAUUAUUUUGUUUUGAAUCUAUUGUUUCUGCUGGUGCCACAAGCUAAUAUUGUUUUGAAAACUCUUACCAUUGCUGUGGAGGGGGCCAGGGUUAAACCCUAAAGACUUGUUUGUUACUGUCCUUGCAAAGCUAUGGACUUGAACUACAAUAGGGUCCCCUUCAUUCAAGCAGCUGCCAAUCAUUUCAUGCAUUUCACUGACCGUCGAGAGCCCAUCUGAUUUUUGACACUCCCUGUGAACCCUUCCUUCUGCCUCCAAGGAACACACUGCAUUGUUUGCAUUUGCCAGAUCAAGGACAGUGGAUUAUUAAAAGGUCAUUACAAUCUGAAUUCUUAGAGGCUGAAAAUUCACGAUGUAUAAACAACUUGGACCCAAUAGAGGACAACUAUAAGAAUUUAGAAGAAGAGAUGUUGGCAUCAUCACAGCACAUAUUGGAGGCUCUGCCAUGCGGAGCAUAAUUUUCCGUUAAACGGAACAAGGAUUUCAGUAUUCCUUCACCCUCUUUUGUUCCCUGGGAGCCUUUCUACAGACCCAUAAAGGGUUUUCUCACCCACCAUCUCUUUUGCUUCUCCAAAGGGCAUGCCUAAGCUCCACCGUUAACUGCGUUGUUUCCUGUAGACAUGGUGGAAUAUUGAAUAGUUCAUAUAUCCAUGAGCUGUAUUUGCACUAAAUGCACAUCCAAGCUUCAGAGUUUGGGAUCAGCAUAAAACAUGAAGCCAGUGACGGUGUAUAGAGAAGAGCAGCCCUUCCGUUUUGUUAAGGACUACAACGCUGAUUCGAGCUUAAAGAAUUUAAGUUACACAGGAGGGAGAUGCACUUAAAUGAACUGGUCCUCCACUUUGUGAGGCCAAGAUCUGCUCUGGGCUCAUUCGGUCAGUUAAGCUUGAAGAGACGUAUUUAUGACUGGUGCUGCCAAGCACCUGGAUCAGUUGGUUUAGAUGUCAUGCACUGUCCAAACUUGUGCCAUCUUCUCCUAUGUAUUCCCUGUGCCUCGGGGACAUGCACAGGUUAAACAUACCCCGAAAAUUUUACUUACAAGAUGGACAUUGUUUGUCCCAAAAAAAAUAGCACUUAACACCUUUCACAUUGGGACACUCUGCAGAGUGCUUUUAAUGGAAAAAGAGAAAUGGUGGACCUCAGAUACAUCAGUGUUAA